Molecule: messenger RNA, 1064 nt
Organism: Durio zibethinus
Lineage: Eukaryota; Viridiplantae; Streptophyta; Magnoliopsida; Malvales; Malvaceae
Product: protein LIKE COV 3-like
Cellular component (GO): Golgi apparatus
Source: RefSeq, a predicted model, not a curated record
AUGGAGACAAGAGAAGAGCAAGUGAGUUUGAUUCCAAUAGCGGUUGUAAAUAACUCUGAAAAUAGCGGCGAAUCUGUUUGUUUGUCGUCUUUGGUUUCUCGAUCUUCGAGCAAAGAGGCAUUUUACAAAGUCAUUCGUAGCUGGGCCUCCAAAAAGUUUAUGACAGGAUGUGUCAUUUUACUUCCUAUAGCAAUUACAUUCUACAUCACUUGGUGGUUCAUUGAUUUUAUGGAUGGAUUCUUCUCCCCAAUCUAUAAGCAUCUUGGGAUCAAUAUAUUUGGUCUUGGAUUUGUGACCUCUAUCACAUUCAUCUUCAUAGUUGGUGUGUUCAUGUCCUCAUGGUUGGGAGCAUCUGUUCUUAGUUUAGGAGAAUGGUUAAUCAAGAAAAUGCCCCUAAUUAGCUAUAUUUACUCUGCUUCGAAACAAAUAAGUGCAGCAAUAUCACCAGAUCAGAACUCGCACGCAUUCAAGGAAGUGGCUAUCAUUAGGCAUCCGCGGGUUGGAGAAUAUGCUUUCGGCUUUAUCACUUCAACGGUUGUUCUUCGUGGGAGUUCAGGUUCAGAGGAACUUAGCUGUGUUUACGUGCCCUCCAACCACCUCUAUAUUGGAGACAUAUUUCUCAUAAGCUCAAAAGAUAUUAUAAGGCCUAACGUCUCUGUUCGAGAAGGAAUUGAAAUUGUCAUCUCUGGUGGCAUGUCCGUACCUCAGGUAUUGACCACAGUGGAUGCACAAGCCAUUGAUAUAGCUGGACUCGAAAAUUUCAACAAACCACAAGUUAAUGGCGGCUAACUAAUGGCUAUACAUCCUUAUGGUGAAGCUUCUGGCCGUUUUUGCAUGCUGAAGUGGUUCAAAGUUUGGCUUCAUGAACCGUCUAUGGUUGAUAUCGAGAGCCUAAAAGGCAUACGGAAACCAAUAUCCUUUUUAUUAAAUUGUAUAUUAAUGUGUUUGAAAACUUAAAUGUCGUUGAACAUGCAUGCUUGGCUGGGAUAGCAUCAAAUGUGAAUGAGACUGAAUCUUAAAAAUAAUUUUGGUUUUGUUUUUCUCAGUAAUGGUACAUUAGUUGA